GGGGCUCCGUCAAGGAUAACCUCCCCACACCGACUCUACGACGAGACAGCAAGAUGGCGACGGCCCAGCGAGUCGCCGUGGAGGCGAGGCUGACGCACUUCCGGUCCCUCCCUCUAGCCUCGCGUACUUCCCGCCCCUCCCUAGAACAAGGCGGUACGCUACACAGUUGCCUUGGCAGCGGCACGGACGCCCACCUAAGGGUGUUCAGGCAUCCCAGGGGCCGCGGGUGCUCCAGGGGGACGUUCUGGGAGCCGACCAGAUACCAAAGCUGAGGCUGCGACGCCGGAGACAAGGAUGGGAGGGCCGCUUGUGGCCAGCCCUGUACCAGAGCCAGGAGGACAGAAGCCCGGAAGCCAGAUACCUGCAUGAGCACCAGACCCCACAGUAUAGUCCAAGAGCUGGACAUAAUCAGUCACUUCAGCUUCAUGGGCAAACAUCUGUGAGAGGAGCUGUGGGGAUGGCACACCUACUGGGCAGCCAGGCCUGUAUGGACAGCCUACACAAGGACCUCACCGACCUGCAGGGUACCAUUGUGGAUGUGUUCUCCCGUGCUGGGCCUGUGCGCUUCCCCUCCUGGAAGUUCCCUGACCGUAUGGCUUGUGACCUCGACAUGGUAGCCCUACUGGAGCACUAUGACCAUGUGCCAGGUGACCCUGAGUUCACACAGUUGUCUCAUGCUGUGCUGCUGGAACUGGUCAUUGACAGGCUCCUGUUGCUGCUUCAGAGCUGUGCCAGCUACCUGGAAAACCUCAGUUUGGAGCAGAUGAUACCACCUGCCCGGGCUGCUGGGCCAUGCAUGUCUGUGGGGCUCACAGUCCGGCGCUUCUGGAGCAGCCUCCUGAGACUGGGCAUGCUUUACCAGCAGGUAUUCCCCCAGAAAAGGUCAAACCAAGGGGAGAUUUCCACCUCCAAGCCCACAGCUAAGGGUGAACCAGCCAGGAGCCCUGAAUGCAUGACUGCCAAGUUCAUCAAGCCUCCCUCCCCAGUGCCAGGCUUGUCCCUGGUCUGCCAAGGGCUGCAGAGCAUCCCUGUGAGAGUCUCCCUGCAGGACCCAGCUGGGACAUCUGAAAAAACCAAAAGCGUCCAUUCCCAGACCAUCGAGACAGCCUUGGUACCCUGUGAUGCUUGCACCAGCGUCCAGGGCAGCCUGUGGGAGGUAGGCAAGGUGGUCAUCAGCCUGUGUCAGAGCCAGAACUUGCCCUCAUCCUUGGGCCAGUUCCAGAAGCUGGUGCAGGACAGCAUGGGGUUCAAGCCACUGCCAGCCACCACCAUGGGCCACUGGGCAGCAGAGCAGAGCAAAGACCUGACGCGCCUCAAUAAGCAUGUAGGGGCCCUUACUCAGCUUGUUGGGCCCCUAAAGGCCCAGCUGGAGGAGGCUGAGGGGCAGAAGGAUGGACUGAGGAAGCAGGUGGGCAAGCUGGAACAGGCCUUGUGGCAGGAGCAGGUGGAGCGGCUGCGGCAGACGGAGGAGGCUGAGCGACACCUGGCCAAGUGGGAGCAUGACAGGCAACAGCUGCUCACAGAAACAUGUGACCUAAAGACAAAGGUGGCCACUCUGGAGGGAGAGCUGAAGCAGCAGCAGAAGUCCAUGCAGGCUGUGGAGGCAAAAGCCCAGCAGCUGGAGUCAGAAGGUGAGCGUAGGGUGGCAGCUGAGAAGCAGGUACAACAGCUGGAGGAGCAGGUACAAGUUCUGGCAGGGCGGCUGGAUGGGGCUGGCCAGCAGAUCUGCUGGGCCAGUACAGAACUGGACAAGGAGAAAGCCCGCGUCGACAGCAUGGUCCGCCAUCAGGAGUCCCUGCAAGCCAAACAGCGGACUCUGCUACAACAGCUGGACAGUCUGGACCAGGAGCGUGAAGAGCUGCGGGGAAGUCUGGAUGAGGCUGAGGCACAGCGGGUCCAGGUGGAGGAGCAGCUGCAGAGCCUACGGAGUGAUAAGGAGCAGGGACAGUGCCAGCUACAGGCCCAGCAGGAGCUGCUGCAGAGCCUGCAGAAGGAGAAGCAGGACUUGGAGCAGUCAACUACAGACCUGCAGCUGACCAUCUCAGAGCUACAACGGGAGCUGGAGGAGUUCAGGGAGCGGGAGCGACUCCUCGUGGCCUUCCCAGACCUGCACCAGCCCAUGGAGGCCCAGAUCCAAAGCUCCGGCAGUAUCACCCAUGACAUGGAGAGGCAAGUACAGGCCAAUGACAUCCGUAUCCGGGUACUGCAGGAAGAGAACGGGCGGCUCCAGGCAAUGCUGACCAAAAUCCGAGAAGCAGCUGAACAGGGAGGCCUCAAGUUGAUCCCACAGGGCCAGCUCUGGUCCUCUCUCUAUAAGGGCAUCCAGGGAACAGCACCCUCAACUUGGGCUCCAAGUGCAUCCCCAGGGCCUAUAGGCAGACGGUAUUCUCCUGGCAGCAGGACAAACAGUGCAGGCAGGAUCCAGCCAGGCCGGUGGUCCCAAGCAUCCCCAUCUCAGCAGUCCUGCAGCUGGCCCAGCAAGUCUUCCUUGGAGAAUGGUCCCCAGAACCCCACGCAUGCCUUGACCAGGCUGAGGAGGAAACUCUCACCAAACCGAGGCCAGGCUGGCUUUACAUACCAGCCCCAGGAAUGACCCAUGUAGUCUGCAGCAGGAGUAGGGCUAGAGGGCAGGUGGCUAGCAACCUCCCAUGGAAUAAAAGCCCCAGCCAUCUG
Molecule: messenger RNA, 2673 nt
Organism: Nannospalax galili (Upper Galilee mountains blind mole rat)
Lineage: Eukaryota; Metazoa; Chordata; Mammalia; Rodentia; Spalacidae
Gene: Ccdc157
Product: coiled-coil domain containing 157
Exons: 12
Coding region: 458-2593 (711 amino acids)
Source: RefSeq, a predicted model, not a curated record